GUUUACAAAUCGUCGGUUUUAAAUUUGAUAUUAGAAUGUUGACGUUCUAUAUACAUAAGCAGGUAACAAAAAAGCUGCGAUAUUGCCUUUGUGACUUUAAACACAAGAGUACCCACGGGGAAAGAUUUCUGCAUAGGUACGGUGUGCUUGCCGCAGAAAACAACAAUUUUAUCUGACCAGAAUUGCAAAAUGGCAUCAUGGGGAUUAAAUGACAAGUUUGAAGAACCCACUAUGCUCCAAGAGGCGGACGUGAGCUUGAUGUCUCCUGAAGCAUGUAAACAAAUUAUUCACAUACUGGGUAAACAUGGAAUAGAAAUCCAGGCCCCCUCUGAUGGUGGAAUUUGUACAAAUCCGACAGCUGGUACAAGUUCAGCUUGUUUGUUUGACGAAGGUGGUAUGCUAAUGUGCCAGGACACGGGAGAUAAAUCUGGCAAGAGCUGGAUGCUGGCGGGAGUUGUCUAUGGACAUCCUUGCGAUAAAGAUGCGCCCAGUAUAUUUGUGAACAUCAUGAAUAAUCUCGACGAAAUUAAAAAACAUUUGUAAUAAAAUUAUCAAUACCAAAGGAAUAAGAAAAAGUAAAAUAAUAAUAAAUAAAAUAUAAUGCAGAGAAAAUAAA
Molecule: messenger RNA, 616 nt
Organism: Gigantopelta aegis
Lineage: Eukaryota; Metazoa; Mollusca; Gastropoda; Neomphalida; Peltospiridae
Product: serine protease 48-like
Exons: 4
Coding region: 190-543 (117 amino acids)
Biological process (GO): proteolysis
Molecular function (GO): serine-type endopeptidase activity
Source: RefSeq, a predicted model, not a curated record